AUGCGAAUGAAAUCGCGACUUGGACGAGCCAGACAAAUUGGCCGAUCAACACCGAGCCGGAUUCCCGACGACUGUCGUGUUUCCAACGCACAUCUGACCGAGCUCGGGCCAGACCGCCACAUCGAGCGACCUGCAACCAUGGAUCUCAACUUUGGCACGCCCGCUCGACUCGAGCGUCAGAUUGCUCAGGAUCUCAUGGAGACGCAGUCCGAGUUUGACCUCUCGAUGCCCGGUGGUGAUACCCGCGACAUCAGUGCUUCCCUUACCACCACACGCACCCCCUUGGCACCCUCGAAUCGUCACAACUCGUCCUUCUCGAGGCCAUCAGACUCUUCCGAUGUGUCGGUCACUUCGCCCGCCAAACACACGCAUCUAGCCACACCGCAUGCCAACAGGCGACCGGUCACACUAGCUGCUGCCGUCCACAAUGCUCAACAGGACUACGCUCACAGAAGCACGCACGACACAAAUGCCACUGGCUUGUCCACUUCCUCUUCCGCUUCCAGCAUAUCAGACUCGCCCCAUUCGGCUCAAUUCCCUGAUCCCUACGCGCACGUUCGAAGCACGUCGCCACCGCUCACCUCAACUCCUCAGCGUACCAUCGGCGCAUCCUCGACCGUCGGCUCUCGCACUCGCACGACCAUGACGGCUCGUCCGAAUCGAUCAAGCAGCAUAGAGAACACUGCCUCACACCGUCACGAUGACACCACAAAGGCCUCGACGUCUAGGGGUGCUCGCUCAACACGCUCUGCAUCCGCGGUGCUCGACGAUCUCACCGAAUCUUCAAUCGCACCAGAAGAAGCUUCCGAUCGCGACCGUGAGAGUCGAGCUUCCUCAUCUCGUCUGCACGACGCUCAACCUCAGCAGCACGAAUCCGACGGCCGUGACUUUGUCGUUCACGACGCUCCCACAGCUCCACUCACAUCUCGGAGCAUGUCGCCUGCUCUCACCCAGCCGGGUUCGGCCGCUGCCUCUGACGGCAUCGAUUGGCGACAACGUCGUGCUCAACGCAGGCAGCUGGUACGAAACGACGAGUCAGCUGUCGAUGAGGACGAGACCCAGCACGAUGCCGAGCCAGAUACAUAUACACGAGCAUCCUCGCAGCCCACUGCCACCGUUGCCACCCGCGCCGAUUCUGUUGCCGAGACCGAGUACACCGCUACCGCCUACUCUAGCCCAGCAGCGGCUCGUCUCGCCCGCCAAGGUCUCAUCGCAGCCGGUGCUCCUCAGAGGCAAGACACCAAAUCUGCGACGAGUACGCCCAGUCGCCCGCUCCAAACUGAUCUCGCUACUCCAAAGCAUGCAUCCGCCUCCGAGGAGCGCGCGAGAAUGAAGCAGUAUCUCCUCAACAGUGUCAAAGCGACAGACAGAUCUCGCUCACGUACCGGCAGGUCCUCCGAUGCGCACCUCGAUGCCAUUGAGCGUCUCAAAGCUCAGGCACAGCUCCACAGGACACCUGGCUCUCUCUCAGAGGGCGACGCUCGAACUAUCGAUAAUGGUUCGCCGGCUACGUCUACCGAUCCCACACCGAGACGCAGGAUGGAUCGCCUCGGGAAGGCAAACACCUUCGCAGCUGGUCGCACACCUCUACCCAAAGGAGGCGUUGCCGAACUGCUUCGACGAGGCGCCCUCUUUGGCGUUGCUGACUCUAGCGACGCAUCCACCGCAGCCGUCGACAGUCCUCUACGAGCAGCGCCGCACGGUGUUGAAGCCGUCAAAGAUGACGAGGUCGCAAGCGCUGUCGGCUCCACCACUACUUACUCCGAAGCGUCUUCGAACGACCUCGCCCUCGCCCCGAACGGAUCAAAGCAUGGUGCCAUGGGUCUACGAGCCAACACCUCCUUCCCCGGUCUUGGUGCAGCUGAUGCCGGUACCGAGGCCAACUCUGUUGCGAGACCACGCGUCGAUGCAGCCAAGCUCGCACUAUAUCAAAGCAAGCUCAACGCACGCCUCGACGCCGAGAACGACGAACUCAAACGUGAGCGUGACCACUUGCUUAACAAGAUCGCCCAGCUUCAGGCAGGCUCCUCGAACGAGGCUGUCAGCGAUCAACUACAAGCGGAACGCCAGCGGGCCGAUGCCCUCGACAAGGAAGCGCAAGAGCUCGCCGAUCUUCUCGAUGAAAAGGAGCGUGAGCUCGAGUCGCUGAAGACAUCCCAAGAUACACCUCCCAGCAGCGACAGCCGCGAGCAAGAAUUGCAAGACGAAAUCGAAGAACUUCAGAGCUUGCUCAAGGAAAGAGAAGAGGACCUGGAAGAAAUGGAAGCCCGACUCGACCGUGAACGCGCACAGAUGGAGGAGCAGGUCCAACAAGCCAAAGCUUUCUCCUUUCAAACCCUCGACAAAAUCGAGACGGAGAGAGAUCAAGCUUUGGAGCGUGUAGAGCAAUUGCAGGCCGAGCUUUCCGGACUACGAAGCCGCGAGCGCGACACAGCGUCGACUGCUGCGCACGAUCAGGUUCGCGUGGACGGGGAUUCGGCUUUGCAGCUUCGCGUUCAAGAACUCGAAACCGAAACGGAGCGUCUGCACAAGGAACUUGAAUCGCAAACAACACUAGAGGUCGAAGCUCUUCGAGAGCAAAGCAAGAGCGACGCUGCGCGCAUUCGCGGCCUGGAACGCCGUCUGAAUGCUGCCAAUGCGCAAGCCUCCAAGGGAGGCUCCUCAGGCGACAGGAGUGACGACGAUCAGGCUUUGCAGCUCGCGUCUCUGAGGGAAGAGCUUCGCGAUGCACAGGCUCACAUUGCAGAUCUCGAGGUCAAAGCUCAGGAUGGAAAGACAUCAGGGUCGAGCUCGCUUCACAACGAAAGGAUUCGAUUCCUCGAACAUCAAAAGGCCGAGCUGGAAGAUCGCGUCCAGCAAUACCGCGAGAUGAUCAGCAAGGGAGUGGGCACCAACCUUGCCAAUUUAUCCAAGAAUGGCGACGGCGGAGAUGCAGCCUCGCUUCCUCCAGUGACACCAGGCAGGACCAAUCUUGGCUCUUCGCCUCUUCCGAAAUCGGUCAUGAGCCUGCGCAACAUUUCGGCUGUCAAGACUCCUCGCUCUCCCGGUCCGCUCAGCGAGGCUUCUUGGCUGUACAACGAAUCAAGUCUUGGUGCUGCCAACGUUGUGGACAGGAUAACUUACCUCGAAGGCGCACUUGACGAGGCCAAUGCUUCGAUCGACGCCAAGCUGCAACAGCUCGAUGACGCAGGUGUCGCCCAUCUCACGCUCGCCGACAGGCUGCAGCAAGCUCACGAACGCAUCGCAGAGCUGGAGGCCGAGAUCGAAAGGCUUCGCGUGCUCGGCGGUCACAGCGGAGACACCUCCCAAGCAAGUCCGAACAAGAGCGUCAGUCAACGACAAAAAGUGUUCGCCGAUGUCCACGCACAGCUCGAGGGACUCAAGAGUCGGUGGGCUGCUGAUCACGACAAGCUGCAACAGCGCGAACGCGAGCUCGAACGUCGUGAGCGGGAGUUGCAAGAUCGAAGCACCGAGAAGCGUCAAUACCAGGAGGUCCUUGCUGAGCUCAACCGCUUCAAGGAAGCCGCAUCUUCCUUGCAACAGGACUUGCAGAACGAACGGGCCAAGCAGCGAAGCAAGCUUGCCGAGACGCGAGCCGUCAGCCAGCAAAAGAACUCGAUCGAAGGCAGUCUGUCGCGAACGCAGGCCGAGCUCGAAGCGGUCAAGCGCAAGCUCGAAGAGAAGAUGGGCGGGCUGGAGGAUCUCGGUCGCCAAUACAUGGAGAAGGCGGUCCAGCCAGAGAGCACCCUGGGUCGGCGCGAGCGAGCACAGCUCGACAGUCAGACUGAACAGCUCGCUGAUCGCUUCCAGGCGGCACAGACCGAGGUGGAGGUGCUCAAAGCUGAGCGCAACGACCUCCUCACUCAGCGCGCUGAUCUGCACAGGAAGUUCGCUGCCGCCAACGAGAACUACGAGCAGGUACUUGCCGAUCUCGCUACAUCCCGAGCGGCGUUGGCCGAGCAUCAAACGCAACUGGACGAGCAGAUCGAGCAGAUGGAGGCGGCACACGCUGCGCUGCGCUCCAAAAAGGCUGCCUACGAGGAGAUCGCCGGCGAUCGCGAUCGACUCCGUGCUGAACGCGAUUUGAUCGUACACGACGUGGGCAUGUUUGAGCAGGAAUUGCGCCGACUUCGUCGCGAAGCUGAUCGACAGGGUGCCGAUCUGGAAGCUCUCCGUGCCGAGCGCGAGCAAGCCCGACGUCAGCUGGCCUCUGACGAACAAGUCAAGGAUCGGGAGCGUGCAGAGUUCAUGGCGCAAGUUCGAACGUUGGUUGAACAGCUCAAGUCCAAGACGCACGAAGUGGACCGAAUCAAGCGCAAGCUCGACGAUUUGGAGCGUUCCCGAACGUCCGUCGUCGCUGCACCACCACCGUACGUCGAAGACCACUCGCUCAUCGCUGCAAGGAAGAUGCACGAAGCAGAAUGCAAAGGUCUCUUGCUCCAGAUCAAGUAUCUCAAACUCAAGCUCAACCGCGAAAUGGAUCUUCGAGCCGACCUGGUCCACCAAAAGCAAUACAUCAGUCUGCUUCUGCAAGGAUUCACUCGGUCAGACAAACAGCUCGGCAAGCUCAUCUUUGACCUCAACCUGCAAAGUCCGGACAGAGAUGCGAGGAGGAGGCCCGAUCAGGUCACACGCAGAUGGAGUAAAGCUCUCAAUGCCACUUUGGCAGUGGCGAGGAUGCAGAUUUCGGCCAACAAGGCGAAGCAGGUCAAGGAGAUCAAAAUGAACCUCAGCAAGGCGCAUGAGGAGGUGCAGUCGCGGAGAAAUGUCGGUCGCGGAUCAAAUGCGCAUGACCGUCAAAGUGGCACGGCAGCAGCGGGAGUCGUGGAGCGAAAGAGCGGGUUGGGCAGCUGGCAGCACGCGAUGAAGGGAUGA
Pseudozyma hubeiensis SY62 is the source of this 4875-nucleotide messenger RNA. RefSeq lists its product as hypothetical. The record is from RefSeq and is a predicted model, not a curated record. The coding region runs from base 1 to 4875 and encodes 1624 amino acids. The transcript has 2 exons. NCBI's taxonomy places the organism in Eukaryota, Fungi, Basidiomycota, Ustilaginomycetes, Ustilaginales, Ustilaginaceae.